CAAUCUAAUAAUCUCUUUGUAAUUUGAGGAAUCAUAACUAAGAUGGCUCCAAUGGGAGACAAUGUUGUUGUGUCCAACAUAGAACUGGAAAAGUUACUUAGCAUGAAAGGAGGCAAAGGAGAGUCCAGUUAUGCCAACAAUUCCCAAGCACAGGCAAUGCAUGCCAAGUCUAUGCUUCACCUGUUGAAGGAAACCCUAGAUAGAGUUCAGCUUCAUGGUUGUUCCGAUGAUAAUGAAAUCCCAUUUGUGGUGGUGGAUUUAGGUUGUUCAUGUGGCAACAACACCAUUAACGUUGUUGAUGUCAUCAUAAAGCACAUAAUCAAGCGCUAUGAGGCUUUAGGGUUCAACCCACCUGAAUUUUCAGCUUUUUUCUCUGACCUUCCCAGUAAUGACUUCAACACACUCUUCCAGCUUCUUCCGCCACAUCUCUCCAAUGAUAACGGCGGAGUUAGCAUGGAAGAGUGUCUUGCUGCCAACAACCACCGCUCGUACUUUGCGGCCGGAGUCCCCGGUUCCUUCUAUCGGAGACUUUUUCCGGCGAGAUCUGUUGAUGUUUUUCACUCGGCCUUUUCUUUGCAUUGGUUGUCUCAGGUGCCAGAAUGUGUGGUUGAGAAAAGGUCAAGUGCAUAUAACAAAGGAAGGGUAUUCAUCCAUGGAGCAAAUGAAAGCACAGCAAAUGCAUACAAGAAACAAUUCCAAAGAGACUUGGCAGGGUUUUUGAGUGCAAGAUGUGUGGAGAUGAAGAGAGGUGGGUCCAUGUUCUUGGUCUGCUUGGGAAGAACUUCUGUGGACCCCACUGACCAAGGUGGUGCUGGCCUUCUCUUUGGGACCCACUUUCAGGAUGCUUGGGAUGAUCUUGUCCAUGAGGGAUUAAUAAGCAGUUCAAAAAGGGACAGUUUCAACAUUCCAGUGUAUGCACCAAGCUUGCAAGAUUUCAAGGAAGUAGUUGAAGAAAAUGGUUCAUUUGUGAUAAACAAGAUUGAAGUGUUCAAAGGAGGGAGCCCCCUUGUUGUUAACAAGCCAGAUGAUGCAAUUGAAGUUGGAAAAGCAUUUGCCAACAGUUGCAAAAGUGUGUCCGGUGUGCUUGUUGACGCUUUCAUUGGUGACAAACUCAGUGAAGAAUUGUUUCUUAGAGUUCAGAAAAGAGCCACCGCACAUGCUAAAGUCUUACUUGACCAGCUUCAAUUUUUUCACAUUGUUGCAUCCCUUUCUUUUCCUCAAUCACAAUAA
Molecule: messenger RNA, 1230 nt
Organism: Arachis stenosperma
Lineage: Eukaryota; Viridiplantae; Streptophyta; Magnoliopsida; Fabales; Fabaceae
Product: indole-3-acetate O-methyltransferase 1-like
Exons: 4
Coding region: 43-1230 (395 amino acids)
Biological process (GO): methylation
Molecular function (GO): S-adenosylmethionine-dependent methyltransferase activity
Source: RefSeq, a predicted model, not a curated record